AUGGCCUUUGUUCAUCACGCUUCGUCUGAAUGCUCCAAAACCGAACUUGACCUGUUUUCCGUCCCACCAACCCAGACAGGUCUGGAGUCUGGACGAUUUAUUGAUUUUCACCCGAUCUCAAAUAUUGGCGAUAAUGGACCUAUUGAAUUUCUUGUUAGCGGAGCAGGUACAGAAUACAUGGACUUGGCUCGUACUCAACUUUACGUUAAAGCCAAAGUGACUAAACCAGAUGGCACCAAUAUUGACGACGAUGCUAAAGUUGGUCCUGCAAACCUAUUCCUUAAUGCUUUAUUUGUCCAAGCCGAUGUUUCAUUAAACGGAAAACUAGUAUCGUCAGCUACAAACACCAACCCCUAUAGAGCCUACAUGGAAACGACGCUUAGCUAUGGUCCAGCAGCAAAAAACUCUCAAUUGACAAGUGCCUUGUUCUAUAAAGACCGAGCAGGAUAUCUCGAUGAAACAGACCCUACAAAGGCUGAUAAGGAUGAAAAUAUGGGGUUGAAGGAAAGAUACAAUCACACGAAAAAAUCGAAAAGUGUCGAGAUGAUGGGACGAAUUCAUGAAGAUAUCUUUAACAUCGACCGGUUGAUGAUCAAUGGCGUUGAUCUCAGACUGAAGCUGACAAGAUCCAAAAAUGAAUUUUGCUUGCUUUCGCCUGUAGAUGGCGCAAACUUUAAAGUAGUCAUCGAGGAUGUGAUAUUGUUCAUCAGAAAGGAAAAGGUCAGCCCCUCUGUUUUGCUGGGUCAUGCAGAAGCACUACGAAAAACUACAGCAAAAUACCCGAUCACGAGAAUUGAUUUUAAAAUGUUUUCUGUGCCUAGAGGAGCUCUGAACAUUUCUCAGGACAAUGUUUUCAACGGAAAUACUCCAAAACGUAUUUUCAUUACCAUGGUCGACAAUGAUGCCUAUUCUGGAAACUACAAAAAGAAUCCGUUCAAUUUCAAAACAAAUGAUCUUAGUUUUCUGGGGGUUUAUGUUGAUGGCGAACCCCUGCCAGGAAAACCACUUCAACCAAAGUUUGGAGCACACGAUAAUUUCAUCAUGGCUUAUCAGUCCUUGUAUGCAGGAACGAGUACUUUGUUUCAAGACCUCGGCAAUGAUAUAUCGCGUGAUGAAUUUAACCAAGGCUACGCCAUCUUCUGCUUUGACCUAACACCUGACCUAUGCAACGAUGCACAUUACAACUUGAUAAAAAAAGGAAAUCUCCGGUUAGAACUUCAGUUUUCACAAGCUCUUGCACAAAGCAUCAACGUACUGAUUCUCGCUGAGUUUGAAAACUUGAUAGAAAUCGAUAACCAACGGAACGUGCUGUUUGACUUCACCAACUAA
This is a messenger RNA of Exaiptasia diaphana, 1329 nucleotides long. RefSeq lists its product as uncharacterized. Gene Ontology annotation, molecular function: ribonucleoside-diphosphate reductase activity, thioredoxin disulfide as acceptor. Gene Ontology annotation, cellular component: cytosol. The transcript has a single exon. The coding region runs from base 1 to 1329 and encodes 442 amino acids. Gene Ontology annotation, biological process: deoxyribonucleotide biosynthetic process. The record is from RefSeq and is a predicted model, not a curated record. Lineage: Eukaryota; Metazoa; Cnidaria; Anthozoa; Actiniaria; Aiptasiidae.